GAUGACAUUUAUUUUGUUGGCAGUAUCAUAAUUAAGAACUGACUAAAACUAAACAUGAAUUAUGUCAAUUUGUAUGUAGUCAAGGACUGGAUUAUUCUUGUAAUUAUCUCUUGAGCUUUAGUAUUCCUGAUACAUAGUUUAUAGUGCAGAACCAAACAUAUGUUGGGAAUCAUGACAAUGUGUCAUGUCAUUCAUCUCUAUCCUCAGUGCCUACACUGCAGGCCUUGCUUCUCUGACCCUUUCCUGGGCAGCAAGUGAAAUAGUCCCUGGAAGAAGUGUAGAUUUCUAUGGUAGCAAAACACACUAUGAAGUUGGUGUGAGAGGAAGAGCCCAGGCACGGGGAAUGUGGUUGCAUUAGUACUAAAGCAGUAAAGCUUGUUUCUCCAGAAUGGUGUGCAUAAGCCAUAUAGACGAAUUUUCAUGAACAACCAAUAAUAACAAUUCAAUAGAUUAUUCUAAACUUAAAUAGCCCUUAUUUAUUUAAUUUCGAAAGUCCUUGAAAGGAAUGGGGUAGGGAUAAGGAGAUGCAGGGAUAUUUCCUAGAACUUUUUGGGGCUAGCUAGUAUUCAUUUCAUCUUAUUUGUUACAGCCAUUUGCACGUUAAAUACACAGAAGUAUAUUUUUUCUUUGUAAUUGAGAUACUAAGAUUAACAUUACAAGCAAACUUGGCAGAACUAAAAUUAACCUUGAGGGAUACAUUUUACAGUGUUCUAAAGUGCUUAUAUGCACUCGCCACAAUUGACUUAUUUCAGAACAUUAACUCUUUUUCAACUGUAUAAUAAUUGAUAUCCAAAAUCAUAUUCAUCUUUGGCUUUUCCUCCCUCUUAAUUAUUCUGCCCUGAAACUACAAGCCAGAUUACAAUGAGACUGAUGAGUGUCUCUGCACAAAGCUAGGUUUCUGUGUCACUUAAUUGCAUUUCUGACCCCUCCAGGUCAGGCCUUGGGACAAAGAUUAGCUAAAGGGCUGUCGUCAGCACCACUACACCCAAUGUUGGAAAGCACAGGUGGAAGCCAUGACUGCCGCCCGUGAGUUGUUAGGACUAGCUGAGGAUGUAGGAUGGGAAGUGAGCUCCUUGAAAUGAAUUGGUAACUGUGGAUAAUGUAUGUUUAUGUCCAGACCCAGGCCUAUGGAUCCAACCAUCUCUAGCACUCACUAGAUAAGAAGAAUAAAAAAUUGAAAAUUAUGUUUUCUAUUUAUAGGAAUGGAUGGAUUUUUAAAAUCAGAUGAGAGACAAAGAUUAGCCAAAGAGAGACGAGAAGAAAGAGAAAAGUGUCUGGCUGCUCGGGAACAACAGAUCUUAGAGAAACAGAAAAGAGCUAAGCUUCAGUAUGAGAAACAAGUUGAGGAGCGAUGGAGAAAACUUGAGGAGCAGCGCCAGCGUGAGGAUCAGAAGAGGGCAGCAGUGGAAGAAAAGAGGAAGCAGAAGCUCCGGGAAGAAGAGGAGCGUCUGGAAGCAAUGAUGCGCCGCUCCCUGGAGCGUACACAGCAGCUAGAGCUGAAGAAGAAGUGCUCAUGGGCAGGAUCAGCAGCUUCAGGGCCUGGAGGACGUGAUGGUGAAUCAGAAAAUAGCCCACCCCUUCCUCUAACUUUAGCAGCCAGCAUCCCCCCUUCGGACACAGGGACCGCUACAGCUGCUGCCGAGUCCACCAACGCAUGUGACAAACUUUCAACAUCAACCAUGAAUUUGCCAAAGCAGACGGAACCUCCUAUGAGUAAACACCUGUCUUCAUCCACCGUGGCAAUAUCUUAUUCCCCAGACCGAGCUCUCGGGAGCCCUCUCAAAUCGUCAUACAAGUCCUCUCCAACCCGGACCACUGAGAAAAAGAAGAAUACACUUUUAUCUGGUGUGGGAGAUGCUGGGAAGGGAGCCAUGACUGGAGGAGAGCCUUCUCAGAUGGAGAAAGUGAAGAAGGGACGAGGGGCAACUUCUGUUUCUUCUGGGGGUCUUGGGUCCCCACUGAGAAGAUGCGAGCCUCCUGAAGACAUUUCCAAGAGGUCAUCUCCUGUGAAAUCCAAGAUAACUGCAAAAACAUAUCCACAGUCUCCAAAGACAGUGAAGCCCCCAUACAUAGGGUCUCCUGUGAAGUAUUACUUUCCACCCACUCCAAGUGAAGAAACACUCAAGAAGAAGGCAGAGAAAGAGAAGAGUAAUAAGGAAAAGGAAGGUGCCACUGGUCGGCAGACCACUGUUCUACCCAGAGAAGAAACCCUGGAGAAGCCCAUGGCUGACAAGGAUGCCACUGAGAAGUAUGUAGCUGAUAAGCAUGCAACUGAGAAACAUUCUGCCACCGGAGGGAAGGCUGAGCACAGUGCAGGUAAACCUUCUCUAUUAGCAACCACAGAUGCAGGGGAGGCUGCAAAGAUCCUAGCUGAAAAGAGACGUCAGGCUCGGCUACAGAAGGAACAGGAGGAGCAAGAACGGCUGGAGAAGGAAGAACAAGACAGGUUGACAAAAGAGGAGUUGAAAGAAAAGCAGAAGAGGAAAAGGUGCAUGAUAGAAAACAAGAAAAGAAAGAAGCAGCAGGAGGAAGAAGAAAGAAAGGCAGAAGAGAAGGCAAAAGAGAAGGCUGAGGAGGAGCUGUUGUCAAAAGAGAAGCAAGAAAAGGAAAAACAAGAAAAAGAAAAGAAGGAAAAAGCCAUGAUUGAAAAGCAGAUACAAGCUGAGAAAGAAGCAGCAGAAGCAAAGGCGCAGGAUGCUGCUAAACAGAUGCGUUUAGAAAGAGAACAGAUCAUGCUGCAGAUUGAGCAGGAACGACUGGAGAGGAAGAAGAGAAUAGAUGAAAUCAUGAAGAGAACAAGGAAGAGUGAUGCGUCUCUAGAAGUGAAGAAGGAAGACCCCAAAGUGGAGAUUCAGCCUCUUCCAGAUGUCGAAAAUAAGAUAAAACCAGUUGUCCCCAACAAAAUAGGUGAGUGUGAGGUGUGCUGUUUGGAUCCUUCAGUUAAUGAGGACAGUGAACCUUCCUGCUGAAGGUCAGGGUCGUUC
Messenger RNA from Rattus rattus (black rat), 2984 nucleotides. It is a transcript of the gene Map7d2, whose product is annotated as MAP7 domain containing 2. The record is from RefSeq and is a predicted model, not a curated record. The transcript has 14 exons. Bases 1203 to 2969 code for a protein of 588 amino acids. Gene Ontology annotation, biological process: microtubule cytoskeleton organization. Gene Ontology annotation, cellular component: microtubule cytoskeleton. NCBI's taxonomy places the organism in Eukaryota, Metazoa, Chordata, Mammalia, Rodentia, Muridae.